Messenger RNA from Aspergillus melleus, 1104 nucleotides. RefSeq lists its product as uncharacterized. Gene Ontology annotation, biological process: carbohydrate metabolic process; pentose-phosphate shunt, non-oxidative branch. Gene Ontology annotation, cellular component: intracellular anatomical structure. The transcript is spliced from 5 exons. The record is from RefSeq and is a predicted model, not a curated record. Gene Ontology annotation, molecular function: transaldolase activity. Bases 1 to 1104 code for a protein of 367 amino acids. NCBI's taxonomy places the organism in Eukaryota, Fungi, Ascomycota, Eurotiomycetes, Eurotiales, Aspergillaceae.
AUGAUAGGCACUGCUACCACUCCCAGCUGGCUUGAACGCCUGGAGGACCAAGUUAAUGUGGAUGUUGAUUGGAUGGAUCCCGUCUUCAUCCAGAACCUUCCUAUUACUCCCCAUGAUAUGACCAGCAACCAGAUCCAUGUCCAUGCGCAAUUAGAGAACCCCAUCAAUAAGGAGUUGAUUGCAGAGGUUGCUCGUGAAUACAAGGGUCGUGGCUGGCUGGCCAUCUACACUCGCAUUGCCGUUCUGCUGUGCAAGAAAUCAAUCUAUUACAUUUCAGGCCGCGUCCUGUUGCAGGUCUCCCCUUCCGAGGCAUACAAUGGCGAGAAGGUUCUUGAGCAUGCCCGGCUAUAUGCCAAGGAGUUCGAGUCCGUGGGCAUCUCCAAAGACCGUUUCUGCAUCAAGAUCCCCAGCACGGGUCCUGCUCUGAGCGUUUGCCCAACAUUGCAAGCUGAAGGCAUUCAAACACUGGGAACUGCUUGCUUCUCGCUCGCCCAGGCCAUUGCGGCCAGUCAGGCUGGCUGCUUGUUCAUCAGCCCAUAUUUCAAUGAGAUCCGCGCGAACCUUGAUCUUAGUCUCUGGCCCAACGUGGAAGAUCCCGCCUCGCAGCACCCCUUUUCAGCCCGUCUUGUUCAAAUGUUGGAGACAUACCGUCGCCUACAUAAAGAAACCGGCAAGAAGCAACCGCUGAUCAAGAAUGCCAACUUCAUCAAUGCCAAGGAAGCUCUCGCCCAGGGUGAGAUCGGGGUCGACUCUGCCACCAUCUCGAAGGAAGUCUUGGAAGAGCUCGUCAAGCUACCCUACGAUGGCACCUGGCAGCCUGGGGAGGGUGGCGUCCCCAAGCCUCAGUACCCCGGUCACCAGAACACCGUGGCGACUCCCAAGCGCCUGCAAUAUCUGGCCAGCAUCGAUCCGCUCGUCGCCUCUUGGGACGGCAAGAUUGCCAGCACAGACGUCGACUACCUGGCGAAUAACGGUGCGGCCGUGCAGGAUGCCAUUAAGGCCGAUCCUAUUGCCACCACGCGCUUGGCGGACGCUCUUCAGCUAUUUACGAAAGUGGAAACCGAGAGUAAGGCCUUGAUCGAGAAGGCUAUUUUGGAAGUUUAA